AUGGAUGAGCCAGUAAAGAAAAAGCAGAAAGUUGAAGGUGGAGGUGGAGAUGAAGGAAAAGGACAUGGCAUAGAUACACCAAUGCAGGGUGUGGAUGAAGAUGAUAUGGGAGUGAAUGGAACUGAAGUUGAUGACACUGCAAUUGACCAGGAACUUCUUAUAAUUCAACAGCAUAUUUUGAAUCAGUGUCUGUGUCCUCUGACAGAAACAUGUUUGCGGAAGCCAUUUCAAGGAGUUAAAAUUGUUUCAGAAAAUCAAGGAGAGUUUUGUAUUCCACUGGUAGACUGGAGUCGAGAUCGGAUUUUGUGCUUUGUUAGUACUCUACAGUUGUUAUGUGAAGUUGCCAUCAAACAGAAUGUGAAAGGUGCAAUGUGUACUAGAAUAUGUGAAAUUUGUGAUUUUGUGGUCAGGAAUGAGUGUGGUCUUAUUGAACAACUCAUUGAAUUUUCAUCUCAUAGUGAUCCUUUUAUAUGUUUUGCUGCAAGUAGAGCUCUGUCUGCCUUUUUAAUAGUUACAAAAUCUCAUGUUAAUCCAACGUGGUUAGAAAGUUUGACAGAAAAUGCUCUCAUUACAACACAGCCUCAAAAGAUAUCGUUCUCACUUGAAGUUAUAAAACAUGUUAUAGAAUGGAAAGAUUUGGACACCCAUCCUCUUGAAGAUAAUACUGACAAUAGACCACCUUCUAGUUGUGCGGUUGUGAAUUUAUCUGAUCCUGAAAGCCUUGAUACAAGUCAAGUGAAAUGUCUGUGUAUUCGAGCUCUCGAAGCCAAGUGGCCUGCCAUAGUUAAGAAAUUUGAUGGUUUGAUUGCCUCGUAUUUGAAUGAGUAUGAGUCAACAAUAGUGACAUUUUUAGGAUUAUGGGAGGCCAUCAUCUCUGUUAAAGCAAAUCUUUCUGUUAUUGAUACAAAACCUUUCUAUGCUGACCUCGACAGCUUUGUAGUAUUACUUAACAAUUCAUCAGUUCCUCCUGGCAUUUGGAAACAUUUGUUGGGCCUGUUUAAUGAAGUUUUGUGUUAUGGCAGUACUCUUGCCCUGCAAGAUAUCCUUGCAGAAGAGCCUUGUGCUCUAGCUCAUUUGGUUGUGCGAAGUGUGAAAGACUGGCAUUUGUUGGAUAUGUUGCCGUAUAGAGGAGGUAGUGGACGAUUUGGAGGUGGUGCUGGAGACGGCGAUCGACCACUUCUACAGAAAAUGGCUUUGUUGGUAUUAAAAAGUGUUGCUGUGACUGUUAAAGAGACUAGAUGUGACAGCUCUAGUGACAGUUCUUUGGGAUCUGAAGCAGAUGAUGUUGAUGCUGAUAUGGCUGUCAUUGAACGCAGUAUUCACGAAGUGUUGCGACAGUUAGAUAACUGUGUCAAGACUCUUCUCCCCUAUCAUCCUGAGAUGCCUUUGGCUCAGUGGGUUGUGCAGAUUUUUGCUGAUCAGGACGAUGCCCUGAUUGAAGGGAUGGUGUGUUGUUUGGAUGUGGCUGUUGGACUUUUUUACCGCAAUACUGCUCAGCUUGACUUGCGCCGCACUUUGAGUCCUGCAAUGACUUUUGUUCAGUUUCUUCAGGCUGUGUCACAUGAUCCAGAUGUGUUAUUGGAUCUGUUGGUUUCAAAUGAAACCUGUUUCUUACUGUACCUGCUUCGUCUCUUGAAAUUUGUGCGCAGAAAUUGGGCUGAAUUUGUUGCUUGUUGUGGAAGAGAGUUGGAUGAUACUAUGUCUGUAUUAAUUAGAUUAAGACUUGCCAUAGACAGGUUAGUCUCUAAAAAUCUGUUUCCAUAUAACAUUAAUCCCGUUCUCAGGUUGCUUGUGAAAUGUGAACAAAUGUACGAAGUGAAUGAUGAGCCCCAUAUGAUUUACACAUAG
Molecule: messenger RNA, 1848 nt
Organism: Gryllus bimaculatus (two-spotted cricket)
Lineage: Eukaryota; Metazoa; Arthropoda; Insecta; Orthoptera; Gryllidae
Source: the annotation of a GenBank genome assembly